UAACGUGUGUACUAUACUCAUCGAUCCACAUCUGAUGAACAACCGUUUACUGGAACACAGUCUCCUGUUAUGGAUACCGUUCCGGGUAAACAUUACGUAACUAGCAGGUAUACGCAGGCGCAGGCGCUCUGAACAACCGACUCACCUACAUAUGUAUGUGAAUCACACAUCGCGGACUAUCUUGUGAACAUUUCCGAACGGAGAUGAACUGCGUAUGGCCUCAGAUCUUUGUGAAGGACGAUGUACUGCCACCUCCGUGGACAGUGAGGGUGUGACCCAAGAAGACGCAUGUGCGAACUGUGAAAGGGUGUCUAAGGAAUACUGCAAAAGAUCGUCCGAUGCAAAUAUAUUCUUAAUACAUACAAAUCGUUCAGUGGUGAAACACAAGGCAAAGAAUAGUCCGACUAAAAGUAAGGUGCUCGAUCUGAUAAAGACACGCGCAGCUGCUCUGAGAAACAGUAAAGGGGGGUCUAUUCUUGUUCACCUUGAAGGUCAAGACAGAAGUGACAGAUGCUUAGAAUAUUUUGAUGAAUUUAUUAGCAAAGGAUUAACGGCGCUGAUCGAAGAUGGCUCAUUGUUCGUGAACGUGUUUACGAGGGAAUGGCUAAGCGCUUCUAAAGUUUACAAAGACCAUGCUGACUUUGUGCUCCUGAGAGUAGGUAAAACUGAAUCCAUAUCGACAGUGGACUUUAACACGAAAGUUCGGAAUGACAUUGAAAACGAACAUCCAUCAACAGUGAACAUCGUUUCUCUUUUGUCAAAUAAAGACGGCGAAAGGUAUUCUAAAGCAAAGUUAUUGGAACUGCCUGGUGAUACAGAAACAUUUCACGAGUCAAGACAUGUGGAACAUAAAGCAUUUAAACCUCAACAAAAAAAGAUUUUACAACUAGAACGUGAUGAAGACAGCGUCUUUGACUACAUUUGGUCGGGUCUAAAACUAAAGGACAAUAUUACAUCGUUUUCAAAAUAUUUUGGAGGCGGUUCUAUUUUUGUAGGAAUAGCCGAAAGUACCAUAGAAGAGACAGGAUCUAAGGUCUUGACUGGAGUUGGAUUCGACAUCGUUGAUGCUGAAGGAUACCAUCUCAAACAUAUUUCGAAGGACGUUUUUGAAAUCGGUAUAGACAAAGAAACAUUUUAUAAAAAACUGACAGAUAAAAUAACACAAAAUACGUCUCUGCUUUAUGCUAGUGGUCGGUUCACUACAGAAAUACCUCAAGAUUUAGUCAAACUGAAGCUUCACCCAGUUUCACCAACAAACCGAUACAUUCUACAAGUAGCUGUUGGCUAUGUUGAAGGAAUUGUGUUUUAUGACAAGAAAGGACCAAGGACAUAUUUCGUGAAGGACUUGUCAAAUAAGAUGGUAUGUGAAAGGAUGUCGAUGAAAGAUUGGAUUCUGAGGCUGAAAAGACACUGCAUAUUAUGUAAAACAUGAACAAGCACUUCCAGCAAACUUCAAUGUAAAAAGGACAC
Haliotis rubra (blacklip abalone) is the source of this 1470-nucleotide messenger RNA. RefSeq lists its product as uncharacterized. The transcript has 3 exons. Lineage: Eukaryota; Metazoa; Mollusca; Gastropoda; Lepetellida; Haliotidae. Bases 215 to 1432 code for a protein of 405 amino acids. The record is from RefSeq and is a predicted model, not a curated record.